CUCAACUAGAAAUCUGUGUCAAAGUUUCUGUUACCAAAGUCUUCACCAUGAGCCAAUCCGAGGCCCAGCUCAAGGACGUGGUCAUCCUGGGCACUGUGAGCACCGAAGCUCGCAAGAUCCUCACCAAAGACGCCUGUGUCUUCCUUGCCAUCCUCCACCGCGCCUUCAACUCCACCCGCAAAGCUCUCCUCCAACGCCGCAUCGACCGACAAGCUGAGAUCGACAAGGGCCACCUGCCCGACUUUCUCCCCGAAACCAAGCACAUCCGCGAGAAUGACGCCUGGAAGGGCGCUCCCCCGGCCCCUGGCCUAGUCGACCGUCGGGUGGAGAUCACAGGUCCCACUGACCGGAAGAUGGUGGUGAACGCGCUCAACUCGGAUGUCUGGACAUACAUGGCUGAUUUCGAGGAUUCCAGCGCCCCCACCUGGGAGAACAUGAUCAACGGCCAGGUCAACCUCUACGACGCGAUCCGCCGGCAGGUGGACUUCAAGCAAGGCAACAAGGAGUACAAGCUGCGGACGGACCGGGUGCUGCCGACGUUGAUCGCGCGCGCUCGAGGCUGGCACCUCGAGGAGAAGCACUUCACCGUCGACGGCGAGCCCAUCUCCGGCAGUCUGUUCGACUUCGGCCUGUACUUCUACCACAACGCCAAGGAGCUGGUGGCCCGCGGGUUCGGGCCGUACUUCUACCUGCCCAAGAUGGAGUCGCACCUGGAGGCGCGCCUGUGGAACGACGUCUUCAACCUCGCCCAGGACUACAUCGGCAUGCCCCGCGGCACGAUCCGCGGCACCGUGCUGAUCGAGACCAUCACCGCCGCCUUCGAGAUGGACGAGAUCAUCUACGAGCUCCGGGACCACAGCUCCGGCUUGAACUGCGGCCGCUGGGAUUACAUCUUCUCCUUCAUCAAGAAGUUCCGCAAGCACCCCAACUUCGUGCUGCCGGAUCGCUCGGACGUCACCAUGACGGUGCCGUUCAUGGAUGCCUACGUGAAGCUGUUGAUUAAGACCUGCCACCGGAGAGGUGUCCACGCUAUGGGCGGCAUGGCAGCCCAGAUCCCGAUUAAGAACGACGCGGCAGCCAACGACAAGGCGAUGGAGAGCGUGCGAGCGGACAAGCUGCGGGAAGUGCGGGCGGGCCACGACGGGACUUGGGUUGCCCACCCGGCGCUGGCGGCCAUCGCCUCGGACGUCUUCAACACCCACAUGCCCACCCCGAACCAGCUCUUCGUGCGCCGCGAAGACGUCAACAUCACCGCCAACGACCUCCUGAACACCAAUGUUCCCGGCAAGAUCACCGAGGAGGGCAUCCGCAAGAACCUGAACAUCGGCCUGUCGUACAUGGAGGGCUGGCUCCGGGGUGUGGGCUGUAUCCCCAUCAACUUCCUCAUGGAAGACGCCGCCACCGCCGAAGUCUCGCGCAGUCAACUCUGGCAAUGGACGCACCACGGCAUCACCACCUCCGACGGCAAGAAGGUCGACAAGGCCUACGCCCUGCGCCUGCUGCAGGAGCAGGCCGACGACCUGGCUGCCAAGGGCCCCGUCGGCAACAAGUUCCAGCAGGCCGCCCGCUACUUCGCCGGUCAGGUCACCGGCGAGGACUACGCGGACUUCCUGACCACUCUCUUGUACAAUGAGAUCUCCUCGGCGGGCAGUGCGUCCCCCGCGGCUAAGCUGUAGAUCGGCUGGACCGGUGUUUCGGAAAGAUGGAAACGGUUAUUGAAUUAACGCUCUUCUUCUCAUUUUCUUGUGAUGUUAGCUACGGUAUUAUAAUUUCAGACUGGACAUUUUCAUGAAUCAAGCUACUCUUGCGAGUCUAGG
Aspergillus aculeatus ATCC 16872 is the source of this 1817-nucleotide messenger RNA. RefSeq names its product malate synthase. The transcript is spliced from 4 exons. Gene Ontology annotation, biological process: glyoxylate cycle. The record is from RefSeq and is a predicted model, not a curated record. NCBI's taxonomy places the organism in Eukaryota, Fungi, Ascomycota, Eurotiomycetes, Eurotiales, Aspergillaceae. Gene Ontology annotation, molecular function: malate synthase activity. Bases 48 to 1676 code for a protein of 542 amino acids. Gene Ontology annotation, cellular component: cytoplasm; peroxisomal matrix.